CAGACUUAGAAGUAACAUCAAAGGAAGAUCACAAUAAAUUUGAUGACAGGAGAAAUAUCCAGACAUUGAGAAUCUAUAAGGACCUUCCAAAUGUUUCUGGCAAUGUGUCUGCGACAGUAGACUCAAGAAGAAAGACAAAUGGACAAGCAAGAGGAGGACCAAAUAUACAAUUGACAUCAGAGGAAGAACCAGAUAGUCACAAUGGCUCUGGAAAGAAUCCAUCACUGAACAUCUUUAAGCAAAUUCAAACACAGAAUGUUGGUUAUUUAUCAAUGGCUAAAGAUCAAAGAGGAGAAGAAACAGUGGUAUGUGUGGAAAAAGGAUUUUCUAAGGAAUGUCCUCAAUCAAAGCCUACCAUUGUAAAGGAACAAUAUGUCACAGUGCAACCAUUCUUAGCAGACACCCCUAAAGACUAUCCUCUAUCAAAGCCUACUGUUGAGGAAAAUGAUUCUGUUCCAAACAAAGAUGCUGAUAUAAAGCAUGGGAAAUGGUUCCAAGAAGACUGUCCUAAUGAAUAUGUUCAAUUGAAGCUUCCCAUUGAAGGGAAAGAUUCUUUUGUGGGUGAAGCACCAGCAAAAAAGCAAGUAAAAUCAUAUUGUUCAGAAUCAUCCGGAAAAGUGGCAUCAGAGGAAGAACAAAAAUGUCAUGACGACCCAGAAAAGGAAGAGAGAGUGGGUGUGCUCAAACAACCUCAACCAAGGGACAUUGCAUAUUUAUCUGUGGCUAAUGAUGAAAGCAGAGAAAAUACCAGAGAGGGCCAAGAGGAAGAGUCCCCAGAACAACAUCGUCAGUGGAAGUCCAUGCAGACUACAAUAGAAAGAGAAGACUCUGCUUCGAGUGAAGUAUCAGCAACGAGGCAUGUGAAAUCCUUCCUCACAGCCAAGCCAACCAUAAAAGCGUCAGAACAAGAAUGGUGUGGUGGCAGAAAUGUCCAAGGACAGGACAUUAGCAAUUUAUCUUUGGCUGAAGAUCAAAGAUAUGAAAGGACAAGACUUGAUGCAGAGAAAGGUCAAAUUGAGAAUAUCACUGGGAGAGAAGUAGUGAAGAUUAAGAAAGACAGAGAAGGGCUGGAAAUACGGCUCAAAUCAGAUGUACUCUUGUCAUCAGAGGAAGAGAAAGAAUGGCCUGAUGACUGUGAAGGGGAACAUCUAAAGCAACCUCAACCAAAGGGCACUGCACAUUCAUCCAUGGCUAAAGAUGAAAGAGGAGCAGAUGUCAUAAGUGACCAAGAGAAAGGCCUUUCUCCUGAAUAUCCUGAAUUAAAGGAUGCCAUUGAAAAACAAGAUUCUGUGUUAACUAAAGACUCAACAGUGAAUCAGGAAAAAUCAUUAAUGACAGGGGCAGAAACUGUACAACUGAGGUUGGAGGAAGAACAGACAGAAUGGUGUGGUAGUAACAAGAAGCAGAGGAAGCAACUUCAACCGAAACGGAAUGAUCAAGUGUCUUUAGAUCCUGAAAAACAUGUGAAAAAUUCAGGAGUUGCUGAAGAGAGAGGAGCCACAACAAUACAACCGGGGCCAAAGACAGAACAAACAGGAAGAUUUGUCAGUGACAAGAAGCAGAGGAAGCCCAUCUUUGAGCGAUUUCAACCAAAGUGGAGUGCUCAGGCGUUUAUGGGUCCUGAAGAAAGUGGAGAAAACACAGGAGCCACUGAAGAGAAAGGAGCCACAACAGUACAACCAAGGCCAAAGACAGAACAAGCAGGAAGGUUUGGCAGGGACAAGAAGCGGCGGAAGUCCAUCUUCGAGCGAUUUCAACCAACGUGGAGUACUCGGUUGUUUAUGGGCCCUGAAGAAAGUGGAGAAAACACAGGAGCUGUUGAAGAGAAAGGUGCCACAACAGUACAACUGAGGCUGGAGGAGGAACAGACAAAAUGGAAUGGCAGUGACAAGAAGCCGUGGAAGCCUGUCUUUGAGAGAUUUCAUUCAAAGUGGAGUGCUCGAGUGUCUGUGGGUCCCGGAGAAAGUGGAGAAAACACAGGAGCUGCUGUAAAGAAAGAAUCCUCUGUAUUAUCUCCAAUAGAAGAGCAAACAGAAUUUCACGGCAGUGACAAUCCACAGUUGCAUAACCUGGAGCAACUUCAACCCAAGUGGAGUGAUCGGGUAUGUGUGGAGACAAAACAAGGAGGGGACAACACAGAUGCUGCUCAGAUGACAUACCCUUCUGAUGAACAUACAGAAUCUAAGACUACCAUUAAAGAGCAAGAUUCUGCACCUGCUGAAGACUCAACAACGAAUCAUGAAAUACUUAUGUCAGAAGAAGACUCACAAAUGGAAUCAGAGGAAAAGCAAAGAAGUCAUAGCUAUGAAAAUAUUCAGUCAAUUCAUAUAUUUAAACAUCUUCAACCAAAGGGUAAGGAUAAUUUAUCCAUGACUAUGGAUCAAAGAAGCAAGAAUAUUGUAAGUGGAGAAGAGAAAGCAGAGCCAGACUUAGAAGUGGCAUCAGGGGAUGAUCAAAACAGAUGUUAUAGAAGUGAGAGUGAUCAAUCGUUGGUUGAAAAAACAAAGACACAUGGAGCAAGCAAUGGAGUAGACAUAGCAAAAUACCCCUGUGAAGCUGCUACCUCUUUUACUGCUUCUGCUGAUGCUGGUAUUGCUGCUUCUGCCCUGGAUGAACUAGUUCUACAAAGAAUACCUGGAGAAAUAAAAAACCAGAGAUUUCUUAUUAAGGAGCAUGCAAUGCAUGAUGGACCCCGAAAGAAAACAUCUAAGAAAAAGCAUAAGAUAACAAAAGAAAUAAGAGCUAUGGGUGACACAACUCAAUCAUCUAAAUCAGUCUCAGAGGAUGAUUAUGGAAGCUCGUUAAAAAUACAGGACUCACUUAAUCUAUACAAUGCAUUAGUAGAUCUUAAAAAAAUGAACAAAAUACUUACGAAAAAUAAUAAAAAAUUGGAAAAUAAGAAUAAUGCUCUACAGAAGGAAAUAUCAGAAACAAGAGAGGAGAUAUCAAAUUUACAAGAUGAAAUCGUGAAAUGGACUGAAGAGUUCAGGAACCUGAGGUUUACUUUAAGGAAAGAACUUGAGGAGACAAGAAAUAUUCUUUGCUUUUAUAAAAAUAUUAAGAAACAUUUAAGUGAAAUAGAAAAACAAUUCAACGAAAGAGUCGCAGUGACACAGCUUGGGAUAUAUCUGAGAACACGAGAUAUGGGACUGGAGAAUGAAACAAACUCCUUGAAAGAGUUUCUGGAAGCACAAGAUGCAUACAUAGAGACUCUAAAAAUUGUUCAGAAGCUGAAAGAUCAUUUACAAAGGGUUGAACUUGAACAUUCUAAGUUAAAGGUUAAAGCAAAAGAUCAAGCUAAGAAAAUUGAAGAACUUCGUGGAUGUCUGCAUAACUCGUGUGAAAAGCUGGAACAAGAUGAAAAAUUGACACAGGCAGGUGCUCAAGAAACUUUGGGGGAAUUAUGUGAGAACACCAUUCAUUCCCCAGUGAAUCAGACAGGAAUUCAAACCCAAAGUCGGUGGUCUGAACCCACUCAAAUGAAAACUGUACAAGAGUCAAAUAUAAGUGCCCCGGAAAGUUUUGAACAACAGUGUAUAGAAGAAUUAAGGAUUAACAAUGCAUUGUUAUGUGAACUAUACAGGAAUAGGAGGCUAAGUGAAUCCUGUGCACAAGUUCACAUCUCGGUGGAGCAGGGCACUCCUCUGAAUACAUCCGGAACAAGGUUUGCUCUUGAGAGCCCUUGUGUGGCAAGCACCUGCCCUCGCAGACACUUCUUGCCAUGUGAAAACAUGACUCUCCCAGGAAACCCAAGGUCUUCUGAGGACUGCAUUCGAAGCUACCCAGUGGAGAUGGAAGAUGAGGAAAAAUCAAUCAAAGAACUUACCAAAUUAAAACAGUAUUUAAGAUGUAAUUUGUAUCAGCAGCAGCAGAAAAAUGAUGAACUAGAAAAGGAGAUCCUUAGAAUUAAGAAAUUCUUGAAAAUGAGAAAAAUUGGGCAUGAAAUUGGAGAAUGUAGUUCUCAUGGAAACUCAAGAACUGGUCAUUUUUGAGACACAAGGAAUAUGGUUAGACUUUGUCACAUGACUGGGUGAACAGAUACUCCAUGCUUCCACUGUGGAUACAAGACUCAAUGUGGCAGUCUUGAUGUGUUCUAGAGACAUCUUCUGGGACCACAGAAUGUGUAUUGAACAUCCAGCUAAUUCUUCUAACUCCAGCUUUGGAAACUUGGCCCCUCAUCCAGGCACCAUCUACCAGCAAAGAUGACAAAGCAUUGCCUUAAACUAGAUUUGUAAUUAAACAGUAAAUUAUUUCAAAAACCUU
Mesocricetus auratus (golden hamster) is the source of this 4263-nucleotide messenger RNA. RefSeq lists its product as uncharacterized. Bases 273 to 3992 code for a protein of 1239 amino acids. The transcript has 48 exons. The record is from RefSeq and is a predicted model, not a curated record. Lineage: Eukaryota; Metazoa; Chordata; Mammalia; Rodentia; Cricetidae.